CAUUUUCUUUCUAUUGACACAUCUCUCUCGUCUCCUGAAGCAUCGUUCCGCCUUGCGCCCUUCCAUCCCCAGUACCAAUCUCCGCGACAACAACCCCGCCAAAGUACCCCGCACCGCGCAUAUCCCUCCGUAACGAUGUCGGCCGAGCAUACCUACAAGUUCAACGUCAGCAUGAGCUGCGGCGGCUGCUCCGGCGCCGUUGACCGCGUGCUCAAGAAGCUAGAAGGCGUCCAAAGCUACGAAGUCUCCCUCGAAAGCCAGACCGCUACCGUCGUCGCUGGCCCCGAGCUCGGGUACGAAAAGGUCCUGCAGACGAUUGCGAAGACGGGGAAGAAGGUCAACUCGGGUAGCGUGGAUGGCGAGGAGCGCAGUGUUGAGCUUCCCAAGGCGGAGUAAGGGGCAACCAGCGGCUGAAAAGAUAAUGAUAGAAGAAAAGGAGGGGUCGUGGUUACUGGUUACUUGUCAUAAAAGAAUAUGAUGUGGGAAUUUGUUUCGUUCAAGUUUGUUCAGUUAUUGUCUUCUCGUGUCUGUACGCUAUGCCGCGAAAAGUGGUCCGUCCAGAGUGUCUGAUGCUGGGUGGUUCAGCCCAUGCUACCUGUCUCAAGACAGUGGUAGAUGUCCCUUAUUGCAGAGACCGUAUAACGCCGUGAUACAUGAUACUAAUGUACCUUAUACAAC
Molecule: messenger RNA, 678 nt
Organism: Sodiomyces alkalinus F11
Lineage: Eukaryota; Fungi; Ascomycota; Sordariomycetes; Glomerellales; Plectosphaerellaceae
Product: heavy-metal-associated domain-containing protein
Exons: 2
Coding region: 136-396 (86 amino acids)
Biological process (GO): copper ion transport
Cellular component (GO): cytosol
Molecular function (GO): metal ion binding; copper chaperone activity
Source: RefSeq, a predicted model, not a curated record